CUCUCAUCAUCAUCACAAGAAGAUAUUCUUGAAAGGCUAUUGACCCAAUGAACAAUCUUAAAGUCUAAGAUUGACGAAAGGUCGAUUGCAGGGAAUUGUGUAGCACAAAGAAAGAGGUGGAGUGUGUGUGUGCUCACAAGGAAAACAAUCAAACAAGGGGUUACAAUAACAAUCAGAAAAAAGGCGCACACCUGUUUGCGCCUUUCUCAAAAAUAGAAAAGCCAAGUGAACCGCAAUCAUGGAAGUAGAUCUCAAUAGUCCAUCUUCUUCAUCCAAUAGCAGGAAUGGAUCACCUUUUCAGCAUACAAUGAUCGCCAGUACUUCUUCAAACAAUAUGCUAAGCACGGCAGGUCCAUCAAGCUCGGCAAGGAAGCGACAAAGAAGCAUACAUGCUCCUCCACUGUAUCAUCAUGAUAGCGGAAGAUCUCAGGAUGAUGUGAGUCUAUCAGCAUCAUCAAGCUUCAUGAGAGAUCUAUCAGAGGAUGAGGACUUGUUCGGCAGUCGAUCAAAACGGAGACAUCUUGGUACAUCUGCCGAAGGAAGCCGGGAUUCCGAUUCACACUUCUUUCGAGCUCUUGGUUCAAGAAUCGCAGAAAUUGAUGCAGAAACAGGCGAAGCAAUUCUCAGUGGGAUGUAUGAUACAUCAGAACACGGCGUAGAUUCUCCCAUGAAUCUUUUGAGUUUGAUCAGCAGGAGUCCAUCGGUCGAUGAUACUAUACAAAAGCAAGAAGAGAGCGAGAUGGAAGGUACAACGGAUGACAUCGAUAUGACGAGUGGUCAAGGAAGUCCUUCUUCGAUGGUAAUAGAAUUGCCAAGGGAUUCUACGCAAUCUACGGCGUCACCUUUGUUUGUGCCUAGACAAUUGCGUAAUGCCAGUAUGCCAAUGCGACCUUCUCCUUUGGCGCAAUCAGAGGGGCUUGGCUCAACGGAUUCCGGGAGCUCUUCUCCACGUAGUUCCAAGAUGAUGGAAAGGUCAAAUUCCGGGACAUCUCAAGAAACGUAUGCGCUACGUAGAAGCUGGACACACUCUUCAAUUCGGUCUGUGUCUGCACUUACUAAUGAAGUUGAUUCGAAUAGGAGAUUCUCUCAUGAUGAUCAAGGCAAUACUCCUUUACGAAGAACUUCUCGAAGCGAUCGUGUGGUUCGUACACCAUCUCCGCGACCGCAAUUUGUGCCUGUUGAACCUGGCAGUGAUGGGAAUGGUGCAAUGCGGGCCUUACACCCUUCGCCAGGAAUGUCCUCAGCAGGUUUUCCGGGCGGUAAACAAAUGCUUCGAUAUACGAUGGGUUAUCGUGAUGAUUGUGAACAAUGUAAAAACAAAGUACCAGGGCAUUAUGGGCAUUUAGUCCAUCGGACGUAAUUCAACAUAACUUUGUAACCCAAAGAGGAACAAAGUACAUUAGUAACUGUAUAUGUAUUAAUCUUUUCGUUUUCUCUCCCUUUCGUCUUCUAUUUCUUUAAUCAUCUUGUGGAUUAUGCAAAUAUAUGAU
Meira miltonrushii is the source of this 1490-nucleotide messenger RNA. RefSeq lists its product as uncharacterized. Bases 239 to 1360 code for a protein of 373 amino acids. The record is from RefSeq and is a predicted model, not a curated record. The transcript has a single exon. Lineage: Eukaryota; Fungi; Basidiomycota; Exobasidiomycetes; Exobasidiales; Brachybasidiaceae.